This is a messenger RNA of Didymella exigua CBS 183.55, 950 nucleotides long. RefSeq lists its product as uncharacterized. Lineage: Eukaryota; Fungi; Ascomycota; Dothideomycetes; Pleosporales; Didymellaceae. The coding region runs from base 93 to 467 and encodes 124 amino acids. The transcript has 3 exons. The record is from RefSeq and is a predicted model, not a curated record.
UGACUUUCAAACAGAGCCUCGAACUCCAGUCUACGAGAGAAUUAAGAGCUGGAAAUUACGAACAGAGCUACCCUUGCACACCAACACCCAAAAUGGCUACUGCAAAACAUCCACUUCUUCUCGCUGCGACUGUAGCUCACGGUGUCCUUUCGCUCGGACACACGACCAAAGGUCUUGAGCAAUUCAAGCACGCUUCCAUCAGCGCUCUGCCCACUGCCUUGCGGGGCGCUGUGAAAGCAGGUUGGUACGAAGGCAGUGGAUUCUUUCUCAUAAUGGCGAUCUUGAACUACAAGUGGGCGCAGACAGGACUGCUUGAUGUUUACGACAAGAGCGUUGCGGGUUUGCUUGUAGCGAUCCUGGCUAGUGCUGCGGGAAGCUAUUUCCAGAGCGGUGAUAAACCGACGGCGACUACGUUGGCGGUCGUUGCUGUAUUGCAGGGGUUGGGAGCCAAGCGUGCGAGCUUGUGAGUGACGAAGAGCGGGAAACAGUCGAACGUGAAUUGGAUCGGUAAUCCUGAAUGCCUAAGAUAGUGUUUUAAGCAAAGCUGAAUCAUAGUGCCAAUCAGCUUAAUUGUGAGAACUCUCUUGCCUUGCUCACAACCUCAUCUUUCAGCUCGCAAAAGCACCAAUAGCAGCCUCGUCCGUCUUCUUAUCGCCAGGUACAAGCUGCACACCUUCCUCCUGCACAUCAGCACCCCCAUUCUUCUUACUUUUAUCCCCACUCUCGCCCUUGAUAGCAUCCCUCACAAGCAUCAACCCCUCAACCGCAAACCUGACCAUAUUGCUCUCCCUCUCUUUACUCCCCGUCUCGACCUCCCGAGUAACCGUCCCCUUCUCACUACUCACAGCCAGCGCAACAUAUCCAGGAGUGCGAUUCCUCGUGUUACCGCCAGUGGGACCCGCAGUCCCAGAUUCACUGACCGUGUACGUGCUGCCGAGCGCUUUACGGGU